Messenger RNA from Auanema sp. JU1783, 1425 nucleotides. NCBI's taxonomy places the organism in Eukaryota, Metazoa, Nematoda, Chromadorea, Rhabditida, Rhabditidae. The record is from the annotation of a GenBank genome assembly.
AUGGAACAAGAAAACGCUCAAGUAUCUGUGAGGUUUGUUGGAGAAGAUGGGAAGGAGUUGGGUGGAGCUGGGAUUCUGCUUCCUGUUUCAGUAACAUCUACUCAAUUACAAAUUCUGUGCAAUCAAUUGCUGGAGUCGAGUGAAGAUCCUGUGCCCAUAGCAUUUUUCACAGAAGAUGGUGUUGAAAUAAGUGAAACUAUUGAAAAAGCUGUAGAGAAAAUUGAUAGCGAGAAGACUUUAAGCUUGAUAUAUCAACCUCAAGCAGUUUUCCGAGUAUCACCUGUUACAAGAUGUUCGGCUAGUAUUCCAGGACAUGGCGAACCCGUGAUAUCAGCGCAAUUUAGUCCAGACGGAAGAGGUCUUGCUUCUGGUUCAGGGGACACAACCGUUAGGAUAUGGGACCUUAACACAGAACUUCCUUUAUUUACUUGUAAAGGUCAUCGUAAUUGGGUCUUAUGUUUAGCAUGGUCCCCAGAUAGUACUAAGAUUGCUUCAGCUUGCAAAUCUGGUCAGAUAAUUCUGUGGGAUGCUGCAACCGGUACCCAGAUUGGAAAGCCUAUGAUCAGGCAUAAGCAAUGGGUCACUUAUCUUGCUUGGCAACCUAUGCAUAACGAUAAAGAGAGCAGGUUCUUGGCUAGUGCUGGAAAGGACUGCAACAUUUUCAUAUGGGAUACAAUUUCGCACACUGUGGUUAGAUCUUUAACAGGACAUACUGCUAGUGUUACCAGUAUCAGAUGGGGAGGUGAAGGAUUAAUCUAUUCUGGUUCUCAGGAUCGUACUGUCAAGGUAUGGAGAGCAAGCGAUGGAAUAUUGUGCCGUACUCUUAAUGGGCAUGCUCAUUGGAUAAACACGUUAGCAUUGAAUACCGAUUACUGCUUACGAACGAGUUGUUUUGAUGCCAAGGAUGGAUGUAAACGCCCUGCCAAUAAAGAAGAGGCCCAAAAAAUCUCUCAAAGACGUUACGACGAAGCCAUUAAAAUUUCUGGAGGAGAACGAUUGGUGAGUGGAUCUGAUGACUUCACCAUGUUCUUAUGGAAUCCCGCUGAGUCGAAACAACAAAUAGCCCGUAUGACGGGACACCAACAGCUUGUUAAUCAUGUUAUGUUUUCACCUGAUACUCGAUUCAUUGCUUCGGCUUCAUUCGAUAAAUCCAUCAAAUUAUGGUGUGGGAGAACAGGAAAGUAUUUGUCUUCUCUGAGAGGCCAUGUAAAUGCGGUUUACCAAAUUUCUUGGUCAGCUGAUAGUCGCUUACUAGUAUCUGGAUCGGCAGACUCAACAUUAAAGGUAUGGGACAUGAGAUCCAAGAGACUUGCAUACGAUUUACCUGGACAUGCUAGUGAAGUUUUCACUGUUGAUUGGAGUCCAGAAGGUACCAAAGUUGCUAGUGGUGGAAAAGACAAAGUUAUGAAACUUUGGAGACAGUGA